This is a messenger RNA of Thamnophis sirtalis, 2359 nucleotides long. NCBI's taxonomy places the organism in Eukaryota, Metazoa, Chordata, Lepidosauria, Squamata, Natricidae. The record is from RefSeq and is a predicted model, not a curated record.
GUAAGUUAUAUGGCGGGACGAUUUAACUGCUGUGUAAGUCUAGGUUUGCUUUGGGUGUGUUAGAAAGCGGGCAACGUUAGGGAUGAAGGAGCUACUAUAGGUCCCUCGUCCUCAGGAGCUUGCGAUAUGGGAUAUUCGAGCCAAAGAUGAGACGAUCAGCUGCUCCAAGUCAACUGUUGGGACAGUCAGCCAAAAAGCCAAGAUUUAUACCGCCAGGAAAAAUCCUGCAGAAAACAUUUGAAUAUGUAGAUCCAGAAAUGAAAACAGAUGAGGUGUGCGAGAGACAAUUGUGUAGGUCAACUUCUGUAAACAUUUGUUCUACAACUUCUGGCUUUCAUUCUUCUGUAGCUGUAAAAUCUAAGGAAGAAGAAUUGCCCUGUGAAAACAAAAAUACAGUGAUUGGGCAUUUGAAAACUGGAAUCAAAUCACUAUGCAGAACAACAAUAGGUAGGAAUAUGCAUACUUUCAUGUAAAGCGGAAUAGCUUAUGAAAUAUCUUCUGAAACAAAGCUGUAAAAACUGAGCAACAUUGACUUCAGGACAGCUGUGUUUCAGUUGUGACGACAAGGUUUUCACUCUUCAGAAUAAGAGCUGAGCAGAGCUAGGAUCUGUGUGGUGAUUUCAGGAACUGCUUAUUCUUCAGGCUGGAGAGGACGAUGGUUGGGAAGGCCAGAUCCUCGAAUUUCACUUUGUCUGAAAAGCUUGAUUUGCUGAAACUUGUCAAGCCAUAUGUUAAUAUUCUCGAGGAACACACCAACAAACAUUCAGUCAUAGUGGAAAAAAACAAAUGCUGGGACAUCAUAGCUGAUAACUACAAUGCCAUUGGAGUUGACCGCCCUCCUCGCACUGCCCAGGGCCUGCGCACACUAUACAAAAGGCUCAAGGAAUAUGCCAAGCAGGAACUCUUACAGCAAAAGGAGACCCUUUGUGACUACAAAGGCUACAUCUCUGAACCGACUAAGAAAGUUGUGGAAAUGAUCCCUCAGAUUUCCACUGUGUGUUUGAGAGAGAGGAAUAAUCUGCCAUGUGCUACCCUGGCAAAAGAAACAGUUGCUACUACAAGUUCUCCUCAGCUAAUGUUGGAGCCCCAUCCUGCUGCUAUCACACUGGAAUUGGGUCCAGAAGAAGAGGAUGUGAAGCCACCACCUUCACUAAUACUUGAAUUGCAAGCACAGGACAACUUAGAGCAAAGAGAUCAACAGCAUAUGGUCCAUGUCAUGGAGAGAUCUCCAUCAACUUCCCUGUCUUCUGUGGAUAUAAGAAUGCUAUCUCCAUCGCCUAUCCCCAGGCGAGAUGAGUUUUUUAGGCUUGAAAGUGGAGAACGAUUUAGGCCAGCAUGUGGAGGGUAUGAUCCACAAAUGUUGCAAAUGCUCAAAGAAGAACAUCACAUAAUUUUGGAAAAUCAAAGGAAAAUUGGCCUCUAUAUCCAAGAAAAAAGGGAUGGGUUGAAAAGGAGACAGCAACUGGAAGAAGAGCUUUUGAGAGCAAAAAUUAAAGUAGAAAAAUUAAAGGCAAUACGAUUACGUCGUGAUCUUCCUGAAUUCAACAGUCUUUGAAUAUAAAGCAAUUCUGCAUAAAACCGUGCUUAUUCUGUGUUUGAUUAGAAAAUAUCAGUUACUUUAUUUGGAUGGAUUGGAAGUGGAUGGACAAAAUAAUUUGUUUUUUUUAAAAAUUCAUUUAUGUUUGCAAGCAAUCAAAAGACAGUUUUCACAGGUUUUUCCAAAUGUUCAGAUCUCAAGGAAAACCUCAUCUAAGACUUAAAAAAUAAUCUUUUUUGAAAUCCUGUGAUCUUAAUACUGUUAGUAAAAGUCAUUAUUGAUUUAUGAAGCUAUUGUAAAAAAAUUGUUUAAUUUUUUAUUUCAUUUCAUUAUUUUCUGGGAACAAUUCUUAAGUACCCGUUUAAAAUAUUUAUUUGUGGGUAAAUAAAUAUAUGCAAAGUGGAAAAAAAGACUGGUCAUUUUUCCUUUUUUUAUAAGACGGUGGUAACUAGUAUUUUAGUACGGUCUUAUGCUAUUUGGAAAAGCAUGGAUAGAAAUAUCUACAGUAGUGUCUAUUUUCAUGUUGAGCUGAACUGUUGAAAUAUGAUUCUACAAUAUUUUAGAGUAUUAUAAUUCUAAAAUCAGUAAACAGUUCAGAAUAAAAAUAAUACCUUUGACACGUUCUUGUUUUUAAUCAAACAUUCUGCAGUCCAGUUAACAAUCAUGGGAGUCCAGAAGGGCAAGUUAAGGAAUGUUGUAUUAAUGUUUUUAUAUCUAGACAGCGCUCGGUAUUUUCUGAGUUGGUUUAUACCUGACUUCUAUGCAUAGCCACCAAUGCAUAAUCUAUCUGAAUUAUGGAGGGAGCUACGGGUUAUCAUAACA